GUCGACCAACCACAACAACACAACACAAACAAACGCAUCCGCAGCUACCGCAACGUCAACAAAUCGAUCGAACCGGUUAAAAAACGAACCACCAUCAUUCUCGUGCUGUAAAAGAAAUGUUUUAAAGUGCUGAUAAAUUAGUAAUAAAUCGUAUAAAACCAAACACACACAUAAAAAGUGGCGCAACAACAUGUUCUCGCUACUUAGCACCGCCACCAUGCUGGGCGCUUUUACUGCGCUGUUUGCAAUCGUGUUUCAAGCGUACCUUACCUCCAACGAGCUGGUACGGUUGACCGUCAUUUUACAACACCUGCGCGAUCUGGAGGUGGAAUAUCCGGUCAACGGUCCACGGGUUGCGAUCGGGUACGGUUCCUGCAGCGACCUGCACGUUCGGGCGAUAGAUUUUCUCGAAUAUAGCGAUCGCAUCGGACAGGCUCUUAAUGCGAGCGAGUACACAUUUGACGAUAUUACGAGCGAGGACGAGUUUCUGCUCAACUUUGCCUACUACUUCCAACGUGGUGCGGCUGCAGAACGAUUUACCACAAACAGGGAGAUGUUUAUGAGUUUGGUGCAGCGAGCGAAGAAAUCGAGCACCAUUCAGCAUCACUGGGCGCUGGGCGGCAAUGCACCGGUCAUAGGAACGCGCAUGGCAAUCGAAGGUGCAAACGUACUUCUCGGUGCUAAAAUGAGCUCAAAGUUAAAGACGCAUCUGCGGCCAGAAGUUCGACUGACCGGUAGCCUUAUCGACGACGACGAUAUUCAUCUGAUACUGGAGUACAACACCGGCGACCGCUGGGGUGAUCUCGUUACGCCCCGUGCCAACCGGUACAUACUGCACAACGAUCACCACAAUCCGUACCUGAGCUCGCUGGAAGAAUUCAACACAGCGCUGACCGGUUUCGAGCCCCAUCUGUUCAUCGUGAGCGGGCUGCAGAUGAUGGACAAUUACGCUUACCCGGUGGGAGUGCGUGAAAAGCUGCUCGACCGGGUACGGCAACAGAUGCAGGCCCAGUCACGCACCGCCACGCUGAUUCACUUCGAAAUGGCCAGCUUCGUGGAGCUGGAGCUGUUGCAGCUGCUGCUGCGAACGGUACUCCCGUACAGCGAUUCGAUCGGCAUGAACGAACAGGAGCUGGACAAUCUGCAGCAAGUGUUGCGGACGGGCCGCAUCAGCCUGGUGGCCGACUGUAAUCCACGGGUAGCGCACUCGCUCGAUCAGGCACGGGCCGUGUUUCGCACGCUGAACGAAGAUUUCUACCGCAAGCAGCACAGCGCCGGUGAUGGAGCAACGCGUCGACCGCUUUCCCGGAUGCAUCUGCACACGCUUGCGUAUCAGGCGUUUAUCGUGGCGAAGGAUAGUCGCUGGCAGCAUACGAAACAUGCCGCUGCGAAGGCAUCGCUCAUUGCGCACCGGCACGUGUGCGCCAGUACGAUCGUAAAUCCGGACGCGGCUUACCUGCAGAUGGAUGGUAGCUUUGCCGUGUCGGCAGAGCCAGGCGCCCGUCGGAUACCCUUUAACAAUCGCGAUCCGGUUUCUUGCUGGGAGGAAACGCUCGAACUGCGGAUCCCCGAUGCGCCGUCGAUCGUGGUGGAGAUAUGCGUGGCACCGGUGUUGAUCUGCAAACAUGCGAAGCAAACGGUCGGUGCGGGUGAUAACAUUUCCGGCGCGGGACUGGUGCUGCAGAUAUAACACGGCGGGCAUAACGAGACAAGCGAGAUUUGUACAACGCAAGAGACUGUUCUUAGAGGUGUUCCGUACUGUUCAGUACAAGAGCGUAGGAUGGGUUACCAAUUAUAUUUUAACCACGUUGCUACAGUAACCUCCCUUAAAUCGGCUCCUUCGACGAGAAGAUUUGUUUUUAAUAGAAAUACCUUGUAAAACAUUCCAUUUUAACAAUGGUAAGCGGAAUAUGCCGUAACAGGAACACAAUUCCAUUCCGCUAUUGCUUUCCCUACCUAAGACUGCUGUUCGUGCGUGCGCCAUUUCCAAAAGCAAUAAACUAAACAUUCGUUCUUUAAUCAA
This is a messenger RNA of Anopheles stephensi (Asian malaria mosquito), 2023 nucleotides long. Its product is annotated as ADP-dependent glucokinase. The record is from RefSeq and is a predicted model, not a curated record. The transcript is spliced from 3 exons. Lineage: Eukaryota; Metazoa; Arthropoda; Insecta; Diptera; Culicidae. Gene Ontology annotation, cellular component: endoplasmic reticulum. Gene Ontology annotation, molecular function: ADP-specific glucokinase activity. Gene Ontology annotation, biological process: glucose metabolic process. The coding region runs from base 191 to 1690 and encodes 499 amino acids.